CAUCUCCAUGGCAACGGUCCACCAACAAAAACCCCGGAGACGGACGGAUAUCGCGCAGCCGAGGAUGAAGGAAGCCGGAGCGCCCCCCCGGGUCCGAAGGGUCUUCAUCAACCACAUCGACUCCUACGCGUCCGAAAGCAUCGCACAAUGUCUGUCUGAGCGUGUGGGCGGACAGACGGAGGAAGAGGAGGAGGAGGAGGAGCUCGAGAUAACCCCCCAUGGUGCCGCGACAGCUUUUCACGUUGUAGGAACCGUCAGUGGCAGACAUGCAGUGGCCCUUCCAUGUGUUGUGGAGGCGUAUUUACAACCCAACAGGGAGGAGCUCCUGUCAAAGCUGAUUGACUGCGACGUGAUCAUCUACAACAUUACCCAGCAUGCCGAGCAGGUGGAUGAGGCCCUGUGGGCCGUUUCAGCUCUCCACAAGGAGAUGGGCCGUUUCUCCGGAGGGAAGAUGUUCAUCCUGGUCUCCACGGUGAUGACCUGGGCAGCCAGCAAGCCGCUCAAUUCUGAUUUCACUGAUGAGCAUUUCUUGAAAAGGAGACCACAUCCCAACUUCCAACCACACAUUGACCUGGAGAAGAAGGUGGUCCACAUGGGGAAAACUAAGAGGGGAUUGUUCUCCACAUACGUGGUGGCGUCAGGACUUCAGUACGGGAUGGGAGAGCAGGUCUUCCACUACUUCUUCAAGACAUCAUGGCUGGGACAUGAAACACCCGUCUUUGGAGACGGAACAAACAUCGUCCCCACGAUUCACGUCAGUGACCUAGCGAGGGUGAUCCUGAAUGUGAUUAAACACCAGCCCAAGCCUUAUUACCUUCUCGCUGUGGACUCCUCCAGCAAUACCUUGGAGCAGAUCGUGAGGGAAGUUGCCUCUAUGUUUGGAGCAGGAAAGGUCCAGAAAAGGCCUUUUGAGGAGGCCUAUCUCACUGAGGACUUGAGUACGGUGGAAAUCGAUUCCUUGCUUGUCAACCUGCGCAUGCAGAAUGUCCAUCUUAAAGAACUGAUCCCCAUCGACUGGCUGUGUGAGACGGGUCUGGUGGACAACAUGGAGCUGGUGGUGGAGGAGUACCAGAAAGCCAGGGGACUUCUGCCCCUCCGCCUGUGUGUGCUGGGGCCUCCUGCAGUGGGGAAGAGCACAGUGUCCAAACAGAUCAGUGAAUACUACAAGGUCCAACACAUCACACUGAAGGAAACCAUCGCGGAAACCAUCUCACAACUGGAAGAUAAUGUGAGGAAUGCUGAUCCAGAUGCAGCGGAUGAGAACUCUGCAGUAGAGGCCAAGGAGUUUCUGAACAGCCUGAAGGACAGUAUGGAGCAGUACGGAGGACUUUUGGAUGAGCAGCUGUUGGUGAAGGUGGUGAGGAACAAGCUGAUGUCUCCUCCGUGCAGAAACCAGGGUUUUGUACUCGACGGCUUCCCUAAGACAUAUGAACAGGCCAAAGAGCUCUUCUAUGCUGAAGAAAGCCAACCAGAAGACGGAGCUACCCAGAUGUCUUCAUGCAGGAGGAAGAUUAUGCCAGAGUUUGUGUUGUGCCUGGAUGCGUCGGACAUCUUCCUGGAGCACCGCGUGAUGAUGCUGCCUGAGAGGCUGGUACAGGAGCACAACUACGAGCAGGAGCACUUCCAGCGACGACUGGCCGGAUACAGAGAGAACAACGCGGAGGAUGAAACUGUCGUGAACUACUUUGAGGAGCUGGACCUCUCCCCUCUGUACCUGGAGAUCACAAGUAGCGAGGAACCCGACCACCUGCUAAUGAUGCAGACGAUCUUUGACACAGUGGGCCAGCCCAGGAACUACGGCCCCACCAGCCUGGAGGAAGAGGAGAGGAGGAAGGCUGAAGAGAAGAUGGAGAGAGAAGCCCAGGAGAAGGCUGAGGAGGAGAGGCAGGAGGCUGAGAACGCUCAGCACAGGGCGGCACAGUGGGAAGAAUGGACUCAGCGUUUGCAGGAGGUGAGGCAGCAGGAGGAGGAGGUGCUGGAGGCAGAGUCCGCCCCUCUGAGGAACUACCUGAUGGAGCACGUCAUGCCCACUCUGACCCAGGGCCUGAUAGCAUGCUGCACAGCCCGCCCACAGGACCCUGUGGACUUCCUGGCGGAGUUCUUGACGAGGAACAAUCCCACCAACCAGUGAAAGUGGAGCUCCUCUCCUCUCGUUCAACUUGAUGCAAAUAGAAAAUAAACAAAAUAAAAGAUGUUCUCCUCAUUUUCCUAAGUAUAUUACAGCCUGAAGUCAAUAACAAGCAGCAUUUGUGUUCCAGGAAAACCUCAUGUGUUUCAGCCGUGUCCCUCGGUCCAUGCUGGGAUUUUGAUUAGAUGUGAUUUGCAAGUGGCCCAUUCUGUGGCCCCUGUUGUAUUUACGCACAGCUUUGUUUGGGCUCUUGUGUGCCGGCCGUUACUUGAAAGCCCCCUAAAAAAGCAGAUGAAAGUGUGCAUGAAGCCAAAGCUAAUUAGGAAGUUAAUUUGCUUAAUGAACUUGGUAAACUCCGAAGUAGACACGCUCGGGUCAUAAUUGCUUUGAUUUGGCUUCCGAUAUCCAGGAAGGAUAAAUGUUACAAAUGGCUGCCAAUUUGUGUCUCUCUCAUGUUGCCGCGCCGACUCCAAAGUGAACAUAAUUGGUUGCAACAGAACACCAAAUUAUUUCAUGGUACAUACUUAAUCACCACAUGGGGAAAUUAGUUGAAUAUGAAUUAGUUUAUUUGGGAAACGUGAGUCGAGCAGACGAUUGCAAUGCACCAUCUGAGUUUCCUGAAAGUAAAAUAUGGUAAUACAAUAUUUUGAUAGUCUCUGGAGUUCUGGAACAUGGAGCAGCUUUUGUAUUUUCCAUCUCAACGAGCAGAAGAUACAUGUCACAACAACAGCAGGUGCACGUAACAGCACCUCUGUGUUCAGAGCGGAGCGGCCGAGAUGUUUUUACUCAAGCAUAGGUCAUAAACUGUGACAUUAACAUUGGAGUUGUGAGUGCAGCAGGGGGGCAGACUGGGUCCACUGGGAGGCUGGGCUCCCGCCCGUUUCGCGGCGAGGGUGGGUUGGGGGCGGGACCAUCUCUUUACCUCUGUAACCCCAUCUUUAAAAGGACCGCGGCAAGAGGAAAACAAAAACAAGAACAACAAAGAAACAACCAGACACUCAGCCGGCCAACAUGGUUUGGGACAGUGAUCAGUGUUGGACUGGCUGACCAUUACACGAUGACAAUGUCAUCACUGAGUAAAGUGUACUUCGUACUUCAGCCCUCUACCACAACGUUCCAUUCAAUAACUGAGUGGUAGAUGUGGCUGACUGUAGAAAGCAGCGUUGUCCUGGAACUGGAGGAUUGGUGGUUUGAUCAGCAGCUUUCUCCUCACACCCAAGGGCGUAACCAUGCGUUAGACAGUGGGGGGGGUCCAAAUGAAUACCAUUCCCCAUAUUAUUAUUUCUUAAGUGCAUGGCCUACUAUUCUAUAUUUCUAUUUCUAUGUUUCUAUUGACCAUUUAAAUGAACAUCUAAAGGAAUAGUGUCAUUUCUCUGUGACAGUGACUGAGUUGCUUACUAUUUACUGACCUUAAACACACCUACCAAUUACAAUUGUGCUCUUCCAGUAGUGCUGUAGCAAAUAGGAUGCUUCCAAAGGAAAAAGAAAGACCACAUACCCAAAGCAUGUUUAUGUAAAUAUUUUAAUUACAACAACUAAUGCUGUACUUGAACAAAUUACGGACUUUCCCUUUAACAAAAAAAGGUAUCUAAAUAAAUGACCCAAAACCUGGAGGCGUUCAUCAUUAAGCUUAACUAAGCGCUGACAGAUUUGUUUCCUGUCCAAAGCGUGCGAUUACUCCUGAUGCACAUGGCGACGUUGUUCAGCCGGGUCUGCGUCAUCAUUGUUCUCGGCCAUGUCUUCAGACGUCUCAAGGCGCUGAAACUUCGCUCUGCCUCUGCUGAGGAGGCAGGAGAAACCAUCAGCAGUCUCAACAGGAUCGCAACUUGCUUGAAAAGAUGUCGCCCCUCUGGCACCAUUUCCCGGAUGAUGUCUGCUCCCUCUGAGGAAGUUGUACACAUGUAGUUGGCCCGGAACAUUUUCAGCUGCACUUCUAAAGUCAUGGCAUUCAACUCUGGGUAGUCAUCCACAACCGCAUCAAUGUUCCCAGAGAGGACUACGUCCUCUAAUUUUUGCAGUUUUUGAAGCCCUGGCUGCAGCGCUCAUUGCAUUGCACCACAACAGUGUCCAAGGUAUUAAAGUACUGUAUUCUUUAGCUACACUAGCUAUGUUUUCUCCAGUAGUGGAUAUGAGCUGACACAGGCCUAUGAAUUCCUCUCUGGGCUGCAAGUUUUUAUCAACAAAUCGCGGACAGAAGGACUCUUGCUCAACUCCUGCUGCGUCCCGUGUCCCAUCAAUUCGAAGGGAAUACUGAACCACUGGCAAUGAGUGGAUUUCCUGUGUGACAAUUUCACGUACAAUUGUGCUACUGACGAUUUGAAGGACCUCGUUUUGAAUUGUGGGGCUGGUGAAGUUGUUGUGCCGCUCACCCUCUGCCUUGUACUUUACAACUGGUGGAAGUUGCCCUCUUUGUUGUCAUGUCCCCUUAAAGCAUUGCCCUGUCUGGGCAAGCAAUCACCCCACCCCCCCAAUCUUUAAGAAACUAUUCCUGGUCACCUGCUGCUGCUUUUGCAACUGAGGGGACAGUUGAGUGCUGACAGGCUGUUUUUGACGCUGCUGAAUGGCAAUCGCUGUCUUCAUGUUGAGAGAACCUUUGAAGAGCUUUUUUCCAGUUACUGAAUCGGGUUUUAAUAAAAGCUCCAUCAGCCUUACUGGCUAAGGAAGAUUUCUGAUCUCCAAAAUAUUUGGCACAGUAAAAACAAAGCACACCUUUAAGUGAGGGACUGUAAUGAAGCCAUUUGUACUGCUUAAACCAACUGUCUGGAAUUUUUUUUUCGGGGGACCGAGUUUCAAUAAAGCGGGUAUUGGGCUGGUGUGGGCAGGUACCGAGCUCCUCCUCACGCUGAUCUAAACCAACAUGUAGCGUUGGAAAACCCAGUAUGUUUCCACCAAGAAAUCAUACACAAGAUGCAGGUACCUGUAAUGCCUUACUCAGCUACAUACUUAAAAUGACUGUCUGUGUGCAACACUAAAUUGCAUUAAAUUUCACGUUACUUUCUCACCUGAUCAUCUGCAUGUGCAGAGCUUGUCUGGCCACUGCUUUCAUCUUGCCUGUCUCUUUCCCUGUCUCGUGUGACGCCUGCAUUGUGACCACAUGUCAUUUUAUCAGUAAAACAGCGACUCGUGCUCUUA
Molecule: messenger RNA, 5260 nt
Organism: Gasterosteus aculeatus aculeatus (three-spined stickleback)
Lineage: Eukaryota; Metazoa; Chordata; Actinopteri; Perciformes; Gasterosteidae
Gene: ak7b
Product: adenylate kinase 7b
Biological process (GO): nucleobase-containing compound metabolic process
Molecular function (GO): ATP binding; nucleobase-containing compound kinase activity
Source: RefSeq, a predicted model, not a curated record